Eupeodes corollae is the source of this 892-nucleotide messenger RNA. RefSeq names its product chymotrypsin-2-like. Lineage: Eukaryota; Metazoa; Arthropoda; Insecta; Diptera; Syrphidae. The transcript has 3 exons. The coding region runs from base 107 to 865 and encodes 252 amino acids. The record is from RefSeq and is a predicted model, not a curated record. Gene Ontology annotation, biological process: proteolysis. Gene Ontology annotation, molecular function: serine-type endopeptidase activity.
UUGCUGAUUGCCUUAUCGGCAUUCGGCAAUGCAAAUGCUAUAUAAAUUUUGUAAUUGGUUUUAUUCGGAUUAGUACUUUCAUAAAAGUAACACACUUUAGUGAAAAAUGAUCAGGACUGUCUUACUCACUUUGUUUCUUUUCGAAACAGUUUUUUGCUUCCCCUUGGAGAGCCGUGUCGUUAAUGGAACAGACGCAUAUCCUGGCGAGUAUCCCUUUAUUGUGUCAUUGCGCAGUUCUUCAGGGUCGCAUUCCUGUGGUGCAAGUAUUAUCAGUAAUAAAUGGAUUCUAACAGCUGCUCACUGUGUUCAAGGAAAACGACCAAGUUCCAUAAGCAUUCAAUAUGGAGUUACAGUAAUUUCAUCAAGUGGACCUAAUGUUGCUACUGUAAAAAAGAUUAUUGUCCAUGAAAAUUAUUCGCCUAUUAACAAUUAUGCUGAUGAUAUUGCCCUCCUUCAACUGGAAGGAAGAUUAUCUAUAAAUGAUAAAACAAUUGGUCAACUUAAACUUCCUAAACAAGGAUUUGAAGUUCCCGCAGAUGAUAUGGGAACUCUUAUAGGAUGGGGACUUGAGAAGACGGGUGGAGUCAUUCAAAAGAAUCUACAACAAGUUCAACUUAAAAUUUAUUCUGAUGAAGAAUGUAAUAAACGACACGAGGGAAUGACUACCGUGCAUCAAAUUUGUGGUGGAGUUGAUGAAGGAGGUAAGGGUCAAUGCAGUGGGGACUCUGGCGGCCCACUUAUUUAUGACGGCUACCAAGUUGGUAUUGUCUCAUGGAGUGUCAAGCCAUGUACGAUAGCUCCAUAUCCUGGAGUAUAUACGAAAGUAUCCCAUUACAUCAAUUGGAUUAUGGACAAAAUUGAAUAAGGCAAUAAAAACUUAGAAAAAGUAAAA